Molecule: messenger RNA, 1648 nt
Organism: Lycium barbarum (goji berry)
Lineage: Eukaryota; Viridiplantae; Streptophyta; Magnoliopsida; Solanales; Solanaceae
Product: alkylbase DNA glycosidase-like protein mag2
Exons: 2
Coding region: 315-1364 (349 amino acids)
Biological process (GO): DNA alkylation repair; base-excision repair; base-excision repair, AP site formation
Cellular component (GO): protein-DNA complex; nucleus
Molecular function (GO): DNA-7-methylguanine glycosylase activity; DNA-3-methyladenine glycosylase activity; alkylated DNA binding
Source: RefSeq, a predicted model, not a curated record
UGUGCAAUAUGGGAAUCUCAGCGGCCCCAUUAGGAAAUACGCCACAAGAACUGGAGUACCAAAUCAUGCUACGAGAAAAAAUGAUCUUACAGAAGCCAAAUUGGAACCCCUUUUACUUUUGAAGUAAAAUAAAGUUGGCUCUCAUCACUGCAUUGACUUCAAACCUUUAGCUCCCCAAUACGACAGUCGACUGCAGCAACGCCGUUAUCCAAUCCCUACACCCCGCCGCUUUGUCCUCUGAAUCGCCACCAAUUUCCCCUCUCCCUCAGCGCCCCCCAUAGAAAGAAAAAAUACACUCUCAAAUUUCUUUCUCUAUGGGUGAGCAAACCCAAACUCAAACACAAAAAACCGAAACCGAAACUCCAUCCCUAUCUCAACCCGCUUCUGAUUCCACCGUUGAUAUUCCCCCAAAUCCCUCUAACCCUUCAAAAAUUCCGAUUCGCCCCCAAAAAAUCCGUAAACUCUCUUCCACUAAUGACCAAAAAGCCCUUCAACCUUCUGAUUCCUCGCAAUCUGUAGUUACAAUCACCAAGAAUCGUCGAAGGGGUUCUUCACAAUCAACAAAAUCUUUGCCCCAAAUUGUCAAACCAUUAUCUGCUAAUGGCGAAAUUGAGAAUGCUCUUCGCCAUUUGCGAUUAGCUGACCCACUUCUUUGUUCUUUAAUAGAUACUCUUCCUUUUCCAGCUUUUGAGUCACACCAACUUCCAUUUCUAGCACUCUGUAAGAGCAUUCUCUACCAACAAUUAGCUUAUAAAGCAGGAACUUCAAUUUACACGCGUUUUCUUUCUCUUUGUGGUGGUGAAGAUGCUGUUUGCCCUCAUGUUGUGCUUUCUUUAUCUGCUCAACAGCUUAAGCAGAUUGGUAUAUCAGGGAGAAAAGCAAGUUACCUGUAUGACCUUGCAAAUAAGUAUAAAAGUGGGAUUUUGUCUGAUGAAACUGUUGUAAAGAUGGAUGAUAGGUCAUUGUUUACAAUGCUUUCAAUGGUGAAAGGGAUUGGUUCUUGGUCAGUACAUAUGUUUAUGAUAUUUUCCCUUCAUAGACCUGAUGUGUUGCCUGUUAGUGACUUGGGGGUUAGGAAAGGAGUAAAAAUGCUGCAUGGGUUGGAGGAAUUACCAAGGCCGUCGCAAAUGGAGCAAUUGUGUGAGAAAUGGAAGCCAUACCGGUCCGUUGGGGCGUGGUAUAUGUGGCGGUUUAUUGAGGGAAAGGGGACACCAACUACUGCAGCAGUAGUGAUGGAGGGUGGUCGUAUACAGCCCUUGCAGCAAAUUCAGCCUCAACAGGAGGCACAACAACAGCAUCAAUUGCAACUUCUCGAGCCUAUUAAUGGCAUGGGCAGCCUCGGGGCUUGCAUCUGGGGCCAAUGACUGAGGUGCUGAUGCUGGAAACCAUGGGAAAAGAGAAGAGGUUUCUGAAGUUUGUUGGUGCCAAUAGUUUCUUAUGUUAGUAUUGAGCUUUUAUGAUAGGGAUUCUGAAUGUUGUAAUAACGAAGCAAUUAUGCUUCAGUUAUUCAGGUUCGUCAGUAGAGUUAUUACAAAAAAGUAAGGUACUGAAGAGGCCUUGUAAAUAGCAGACCCUCAUGAUUUUUGUAGGGAACUGCAUUAUCACGGUAAAAAGGGUAAAAUAAUGAUUAAUAUUAUUAUUUUUUUCA